CAUCAUCGAAAUCAUAUUCAAAUGCUGCAAAUGUUCAAAACUCUUAUAUAACCUUUGGAUGACAUGUCAAUAACCGAAAAUAUAUAGUUUUCCAUCCAUAUCCAUUUUGAAUAUUAGAAAUGACAUUGGCCCCAAAAAUGACAUCCGAUUGCAACAAUGAACCUGAUCAACUUGGGGUUUUCUCGUGUCAUGCGUGGCUGCUUCCAUUAAAUGGCAAUUUGUUGAUGUAUAUAAAAAGGGUCGUUGGAAUCAAAUCAAAUUCAUUCAACAACUUAUAACCAUGUCAGCUAGUCACUUAUUGAUAUUAACUUGCUGCUUAGUGCUGGCACAAAAUGUCCGAGGUCAAACACAGAUUAAUUGCCAGCGACCACCUCAAUUAGUGGAUCCAUCAUUAUGUUGUCGAGAUGGCGGUCGGGAUCAGAUUACUGAGCAAUGUGCUCAGAAAAUUGUUGGAUCAGCUGCCAAUGGUCCACCAUCGAUAGAAACUGCCACGUGUCUAGCGGAAUGCAUACUUACCACAUCCAAUUAUAUAACAGAGCCCCAGAAGAUCAAUGCGACUAACAUUCGGAAUAAUCUGUCGGCCAAGUUCUCCGAUAAGGAAUAUGUAGAAGCCAUGUCCAUGGCAUUCACCAAAUGCGAGCCACAGGCACAACAGAGACUUGCCGUAAUCCAGCAGCAACAACGUCAGCAACCAAAAUGCAGUCCCUUUUCGGCCAUUCUCCUGGGUUGCACAUAUAUGGAGUACUUUAAGAAUUGUCCAGCCAAUCGUUGGACCCAGAGUACGGAAUGUGCUUUAGCCAAGACAUUUGUAACUCAAUGUGGCUUGGGAGCUUGAGAUUGUUGUUUUGUAUUGUUGUUUAUUAGUAUUUAAAAUAGUUUGUAUAAAACAGUUUUUCAAAUUUUAA
This is a messenger RNA of Drosophila willistoni, 905 nucleotides long. RefSeq lists its product as uncharacterized. Gene Ontology annotation, molecular function: odorant binding. NCBI's taxonomy places the organism in Eukaryota, Metazoa, Arthropoda, Insecta, Diptera, Drosophilidae. The record is from RefSeq and is a predicted model, not a curated record. The transcript has 3 exons. Bases 281 to 835 code for a protein of 184 amino acids.